AUGGUGGCAUCAGCUAUUUUCUUUCUGGAUAGCAAGGGUCAACCUCUGUUAUGGAGAAACUAUCGUGGAGAUAUUCCCAUGUCAACUGUAGACAACUUUCCUGGUCUACUGAUCCAGGCAGAGGAUCCAGCAUAUUGGGGUAAUGGCCAAUCUUCCUCGCUCAUGUCGGGUGGUCUUGCCGGGGGUGCCAGUUCAUCAUUAUCCGGUGCUAAUACCGGUUUGGGUGGUAGUGCAGGACCUAGCUCGUCACUACGAAUCCAAGGUCCUUGUAUCACUUACGAAGGUAUCAAUUAUAUGUAUAUUUCGGUCAAUAAUAUCUACUUGUUGGCUCUGAGCAAGAAAAACUCCGAUGCCGGUGUGAUCUUGUUGUUUUUGCAUAAUAUUGUAUCAGUUCUUAAAGAGUAUUUCAAGGAAGUCGAGGAAGAGUCUAUUAGAGACAAUUUUGUCAUUAUCUACGAACUACUGGAUGAAAUGAUGGACUUUGGCCAUCCUCAGCUGACAGAUGCUAAAAUCCUGCAGGAGUAUAUUACUCAGGAAAGUCAUGAAUUACAGAACCCCAGUGCUCCAGAUAUCGUUACCAAUGCAGUUUCCUGGCGUCCUGAAAAUAUUUAUUAUAAAAAGAACGAACUAUUUCUCGAUGUUAAUGAGUCAUUGAAUGUUCUGCUCAACUCCGAUGGAAGCAUUAUCAGAAGUGAGAUUGUCGGCAAGAUCAAUGUUAAUGCUUAUUUAUCAGGCAUGCCUAUAUUGAAACUCGGUUUGAACGAUGCCGUGAGAAAAGAUUCUCAGGCUCGUCGAGAUAGCAUUGCGGCAAGUGCCGAUUUGGGUGCCGAGGCUAGUUCUGGUACUGUAGCUCCUAAUUUAGCAGCCAGUAAAAGAGCCCGUGGUAAAUACGUGAGCAUGGAAGACGUUCAGUUCCAUCAAUGUGUUGAGUUAGAACAGUUUGAGAAAGACAGAACUAUUUCGUUUGUUCCACCCGACGGUAAAUUUGAGCUCAUGAGCUAUAGAGUCAAGGAGUUUAAAGCGAAGCCUUUAUUUUUGGCCGAAACCAAGAUCGAUAUUAGAUCGCGAAGUAGAGUCCUAGUAUCUGUGAAGCUCAAAUCACAGUACCGUAAACGGUCAGCGGCAGAAAACGUCGAAGUUAUUAUCCCGGUACCUCCUGAUGCCGACUCGCCUCGAUUCAAAACUAGCUUUGGCACUGUCGUUUAUGCCCCCGAGCUCAACGGAAUUGUAUGGAAACUAAAAAACUUUGCGGGUGGUCGUGAGGUCAGUAUGAAUGCCGAAUUACAGCUGUCGUCUGUACUGGAUAGCGAAGCGACUGGUACAUCUGGCGGUGUAACAAGUUUUAAGACAAACCAGCCUGUACAAAUCAAGUUUGACAUUCCAUACCUGGCUGUUUCGGGUCUUCAAGUGCGCUACCUAAAAGUCACCGAACCCAACCUCAAGUAUCCUAGUUUACCAUGGGUCCGUUAUCUCACCCAGAGCGGUGACGAGUACUCCAUCCGUUUGCCCUCGAGAAAAUAA
Messenger RNA from Sugiyamaella lignohabitans, 1521 nucleotides. It is a transcript of the gene APM1, whose product is annotated as Apm1p. Bases 1 to 1521 code for a protein of 506 amino acids. NCBI's taxonomy places the organism in Eukaryota, Fungi, Ascomycota, Dipodascomycetes, Dipodascales, Trichomonascaceae. Gene Ontology annotation, biological process: vesicle-mediated transport; intracellular protein transport. Gene Ontology annotation, cellular component: clathrin adaptor complex; clathrin-coated vesicle. The record is from RefSeq and is a predicted model, not a curated record. Gene Ontology annotation, molecular function: clathrin-cargo adaptor activity. The transcript has a single exon.